Scomber scombrus (Atlantic mackerel) is the source of this 1440-nucleotide messenger RNA. Its product is annotated as hepatocyte nuclear factor 6-like. Gene Ontology annotation, cellular component: nucleus. Gene Ontology annotation, biological process: regulation of transcription by RNA polymerase II. The record is from RefSeq and is a predicted model, not a curated record. The transcript is spliced from 2 exons. Lineage: Eukaryota; Metazoa; Chordata; Actinopteri; Scombriformes; Scombridae. Gene Ontology annotation, molecular function: RNA polymerase II cis-regulatory region sequence-specific DNA binding; DNA-binding transcription factor activity, RNA polymerase II-specific. The coding region runs from base 1 to 1440 and encodes 479 amino acids.
AUGGAGCUCACCAUGGAGAACCUUCACAGCGUCUCCUCGCACUCCCAGGCGGGUGAUCUCAUGAGCUCUCCGCACGCGCGACCGUCGCCGUCCCCCAUUUCCACUCCCCGGAAUCUGGUCUCGCACGCUCCAGGCGCGCGGUCAGCCAUGGUGUCCGGCAUGACCUCGAUCCUGGAGGGCUCCGGUGGAGACUACCGGACAGACCCGUCCGCACUGUCCGGACACCUGCACCAGUCUAUCAGCAUGUGUGAGACCGGGAUGAGCCUUAGCAACACGUACACCACCCUGACCCCCCUGCAGCAUCUACCUACGAUAUCCACAGUCUCGGAUAAGUUUCACCACCCGCACUCUCACCACCAUACUGCCGCUCACCAACGACUCUCAGCAGGGAACGUCAGCGGCAGCUUCACGCUGAUGCGGGACGACCACCGGGGGCUCGCCUCCAUGGGCAAUCUGUACAGUCACUACCCCAAAGAGAUGUCCGUGUCCGGCAUGGGCCAUGGCUCGCUCUCCCCGCUGUCCAGCGGGUUGGGCUCUUUGCACAACUCCCAGCAGCAGCAGCUCUCAUCUUAUGGUCCGGGUGCGCACAUCUCUGCCGACGCUAAGAUGCUCUCCCCGGUGUCCGGGUUUGAGUCCCACGCCUCCAUGCUGUCCCGAAGUGAUCAAGAGCACCUGGCUAGGAGUUUAGGGGGGCAUGGCCACGGCAUGAUCUCCAACCUCAACGGCAUGCACCACCACCCACACAGUCACCUCCACUCCCAGGCAAAUGGUGGGGUGAUGCUGGGGGACCGGGAGAGGCACGGCCACGGAGCCGGCCAGGGAGUAGCAGGGUCAGGCGUCCAGGCGGAAGAGAUCAACACAAAGGAAGUGGCUCAGAGGAUAACGGCCGAGUUAAAGCGGUACUCCAUCCCGCAGGCCAUAUUCGCCCAGAGGAUCUUGAGCCGGUCACAGGGAACCCUCUCAGACCUGCUACGAAACCCCAAACCCUGGAGUAAGCUCAAGUCAGGCCGGGAGACUUUCAGGAGGAUGUGGAAGUGGCUGCAGGAGCCUGAGUUUCAGCGGAUGUCUGCUCUGCGGCUGGCCGCAUGUAAACGUAAGGAAGAGGACCGAGGACGAGAGCGCAACCAGGUGCCAAAGAAGCAGCGACUGGUCUUCACCGACCUGCAGCGUCGGACCUUGGUAGCCAUCUUCAGAGAGAACCGCCGCCCUUCUAAGGAGAUGCAGAUCACCAUCUCCCAGCAGCUGGGCCUGGAGCUUACCACCGUCUCCAACUUCUUCAUGAACUCACGCCGGCGCUGUACGGACCGCUGGGACACAGAGGAGCACAGUCAUGGAGUGCAUGGACACGGCCAUGUGCACACUCCUCAUGGAAACAGCAACAACAACAACAACAAUGCCUCUCCGAUCCACCCCGGUAUCUCCUCUUUCUCUAAGGCCUGA